AUGCAAGUAGUACAAAUUGAGCAAACCCCAAAGGACUAUAUUAGCGACAUCAAAAUAGUCUCUUCCAGAUCAUUACUUUUGAUAACAUCUUGGGAUGGUUCGCUAACAAUUUACAAAGUCAAAGAACAAGCAAAGCAGGUCGAGUUUUUACAAUCGCUGCAGUAUAAACAUCCAUUACUGUGCUGCAAUUUCAUUAAUAAUCCAGACCUUCAAAUCUACGUAGGAACCGUGCAAGGUGAAAUCCUAAAAGUUAAUUUGGUAAGUACACCCAGCUUCCAAGCUUUAACGAAUAAUGAAGCCAAUUUGGGCAUUUGCCGAAUAUGCAAAUAUGGGGAAGACAAACUUAUUGCCGCGUCAUGGGAUGGUCUUAUAGAGGUUAUUGACCCUUGCAACUACCACAACGAAAUUGGUACUGUGAAGAAUUUGAACUCUAGUAACACGAAGGUGAAGAAUAAAAUAUUCACCAUGGAUACCGACUCCUCUCGUUUGAUUGUUGGUAUGAACAAUAGCCGCGUCCGAUGGUUUCACCUCCCACUCCGCAAAGAUGAUAAUGGGACGGUGGAGGAAUCCGGACUGAAGUAUCAAAUAAGAGAUGUCGCUCUUUUACCACAAAAUCAAGAAGGCUAUGCAUGCAGCAGUAUCGAUGGCCGCGUUGCAGUGGAGUUUUUCAAUGAUCAAGGCAGUGAGGAUGGCUCGAGCAAAAGGUUCGCAUUUAGGUGUCAUCGCUUGAAUCUAAAGGACACUAACCUAGCAUAUCCGGUUAAUUCUAUCGAGUUUUCCCCCCAAUCUGAGUUUCUAUAUACAGCUGGCUCUGAUGGCAUUAUUUCCUGCUGGAAUUUACAAACUCGCAAGAAGAUUAAGAACUUCGCUAAAUUUAACGAGAACAGCGUGGUUAAGAUCGCUUGUGCAAAUAAUGUUCUAUGUCUAGCCACUUCUGACGAUACUUUCAAGACAAAUGCCACCAUUGAUCGUGGUAUUGAACUAGAAGCGAGUUCAGCGUACGUAAUAUUUGAUUAUGAGACAUAG
Molecule: messenger RNA, 1026 nt
Organism: Saccharomyces mikatae IFO 1815
Lineage: Eukaryota; Fungi; Ascomycota; Saccharomycetes; Saccharomycetales; Saccharomycetaceae
Gene: BUB3
Product: Bub3p
Exons: 1
Coding region: 1-1026 (341 amino acids)
Biological process (GO): mitotic spindle assembly checkpoint signaling
Cellular component (GO): bub1-bub3 complex; kinetochore; mitotic checkpoint complex
Molecular function (GO): ubiquitin binding
Source: RefSeq, a predicted model, not a curated record